AAGUACAGUUUAAUUUUAUGAAUUACCAGAGAAGACUAACUGUAAGACACAUGUCUAUUGCAUAUGUUAUUUAAUAAAUGCUUAGCGGAACAUCAUAAGUAAAUGUUAUGACAUUAUAGAUGGAAAAUGAUGUAGUGGGUAAAGUUACAGAUAAUAAAUCAUGAAUAACUUGUGCCGAACUUGUAUGAACGAUACCACCACCCUGGUGGAUAUCUUCGCCGAUGUCCGUGAUCCAGCACUCGACAAACCCGUAAUGAGUCUGUCACACACACUGACCCAGUGCACCAAUCGUCCAGUGGAACGCGGAGAUCUAUUGCCGCAGUACAUGUGUCUGCCCUGCGUCGUUGCCGCCCAGAAUGCCUUUCGAUUUAAGUGGAGAAGCGAACGUAGCUACCAGCACUUCUGCAGGCUGCUGAACAAGUCGGUUUCUUUGGAUAGCGAUUGUCAACAGGAUCCGAAUAAGGAAGCGCAGAUCCAAAGCGAUUUGGAUCAGCUUCAAGAUCCUGAUAAUAUACAGAUACCGCAAACCAAGAUCCAAAAGAAUAGAACUUGUUCCAAACCAUAUCUUGGCAGGCGGACUAGUUCCAAAAGAAAGCAGCCGGAAGAGAUCUCGAAGAAAUCUCCAGACCACGAAAUAAAACAAGAAUAUACAAAUAAAAAGACGAGCGAUGAUGGAAAAGCAAUGGAGACUGUUUAUUUGGGGAGUACGACUGAAAAGCACCGACAGGUGCAUUGCGAUGCCAAUACUUACUACAAGUGCCCGCACUGUGCUAAUAGGUUUUAUUCACAGAUUCCGCUGAGGAGCCACUUCAUUGAGCUGUGCCCCAGGUGCCCCUAUUGCUCACGCGCCUAUAAACAUAAAUACACACUAAAGCGACAUCUACUAAAUCAUGUUAGCAACCCAACGCAUAGUCACUGCCCGAAGACUUUUAUACGAAAGGAUUACCGCAGAAAUCACCUUCGGACCCACGACAGGGACGGUCCGCUAUCCUGCAACCAAUGCUCUGCCGAGUUCAUUGAAGGCCUUCAGCUCAUUAUCCAUCAGAGGGAGCACAUAUUGAAGGGAGAAUCUUUUCAAUCUGAAUCUGCAAAAGAAAUAGACUCGGAAGAUAGUGACCGGGAAGAAGAUAUGAAACUAGAAUGUAUAAAGACUAGGUUUAGAGACGCGUCUAAGAGUCCAGACUUGCUUAAGACCAAAAAGAAUCCUCCAAAACAUAUUAAAUGUCUUCAAAGAAGCAACCGCGAGAAAACUGAAGUCGAAAUAAACGAUGAUACGACAUUAAAGUGGAAUCAUAAUGCUAAUAUAGAUCCGAAAAUUAACUCAUUCGGAGUGGACAAGAAAACUUAUUGUCAUAUUUGCCUAAAGAACUUUUCUGCCAACUCCAGCCUUAAUCGACACAUGCAUAUCCAUAAACGUGAUACACCUGGAAUAUUUCGCUCAGAAAACAAUCUAUUCCGUUGCGAAUUAUGCUCGUUGGUAUUUUUGGAUAUGACUUAUUUGCAAAGGCAUAAAAAACGAAUUCACAGUAACAACUUGAUAUCAAUCCCAGAAAAAAUCUUGUCUAAACGGAUUGCCAGUCGAUUCGUUCUUGGAAAACAACAAAAGAUUAAAGCUGGUAGGUCAGAUGCCCUUUAAACACUUUUUGAAACACUAAUUUCUUGAAUUCGACAAUUAUUUGUUAACUGGAAACUUACAAUUUUAGUUUUUAAUGAUCUCUGAUUUGUAAUCCUCGAAUAAGUAUUUUCGUUAUGAACGAAAUUGUUUCUGUUAUCUGACUUUAUUUUUUUAAAAGUUACUAUUCUAAAUGAAUGUGAUAAAUUUAUUUUUAUUUAAAAAGUUUGAUUAACGUUCAAGUUAUUGUUAAAGAAGAUCUAGUAUUCCAUUAUAUAACUUUUCCCUUAUAAGUCAUAAGAAAGUGGCUAAUUUUUUAUUUAGGUGGAGAGAAAAGAACUUCGUUAAAUAAUGUACCACCAGUCUCCAAUAUUCUCUAAUUUUCAAAACCAAACAUGUAGAAAU
Messenger RNA from Drosophila eugracilis, 2017 nucleotides. RefSeq lists its product as uncharacterized. The transcript has 5 exons. Gene Ontology annotation, molecular function: zinc ion binding. Gene Ontology annotation, cellular component: nucleus. NCBI's taxonomy places the organism in Eukaryota, Metazoa, Arthropoda, Insecta, Diptera, Drosophilidae. The coding region runs from base 161 to 1636 and encodes 491 amino acids. The record is from RefSeq and is a predicted model, not a curated record.